Molecule: messenger RNA, 2454 nt
Organism: Phalacrocorax carbo (great cormorant)
Lineage: Eukaryota; Metazoa; Chordata; Aves; Suliformes; Phalacrocoracidae
Source: RefSeq, a predicted model, not a curated record
ACGGCUUGCCUGGCCAGAGCCCUGGUACCACUGGUGCAGUAGGGAGCCAGGCCCACCCCAUGCUCUGGGGUUGGGACUGGUCCCAGGAGUGCCACCCAGUCCCACCAGUGUCUCCUCCACCCAGGGGACUCGCUGUGGGGCAGCUGGGACUGAUGGUGCACUGUGGCUGCCACUCUCCCUGCUUAGCAGCCUGAGGAAACUGAAGUACAUGAUAGCUGGAGAGACGCCAGGGGGAAUAGGGCAGGGCAGCACAGGCUGCAGGGUCCCCUGCCUUGCACCACAAGGAGGGCAGGCAGCCAGGCCCGCCCCGAGGCAGACAGUGGUGGUAAGGGCUGGAGGCACCAUAGCAGGAGCAGGAAGGUCAGGGAGAGCAGCUGGGCUCUGCGCCAGGGGAUUAGCACUGUCCUUGCUGUGUCAUGCAGCCCCCAAGCUCACCCCCUGCCUAAUCCCCUCACCCCCAGCAGCUGGCCAGCACUGGGCGGGGGCACCUGGCACUCUCUGGCCCCUGCCCAGGCUAAGGGGGGACAGAGAUGACCCUCUGGCUCCACCACACCUCUUGGUGGGGCUCAGCCCCUGAGCAUGGUACCUGGCCUGGCUUGGCGCUGUGUUGAAAUGGGGAAGAGGGGGUUGCAGUACCCCUGCUAUGGGCAGCACUAGGAGCUGGCAGGGAAACUGAGUCACUGGGGUUGGCGGCUUGCAGUGCCACUCCAGAGCUGUGCCACGGCUGCAGUACUAAAGGCACUCUGGGCACCAGGCUGCAGCAGGCAGAGGUGCCUGCUGGCAGUAGUAAGGCAGGAGGUGUCUGAAAGCCCGAAGUUUCUUCAGUCCCAUGGGACUUUGGGGCAGGCAGCUUGUGCCUGUGGGGCAGCCUAGUCCCUGUGGCUGAUCCCAGCCCACCACAUGCCAGGGCAACAGUAGCACUGGCAAGGCUGGGGUGCCCGCUGUGCCCCGCUGCCUCACCCCUGCUACUCUCCUUUCCCUGCAGGGUGCUGGCCCUGCGGGCAGCUGGUGACACAGGAUGGUGCUGGCACUGGUGCUGUGGGCCUGCCUGGUGCUGGGUGCAGCUGGCAGGGAGCACCUGGCACCAGACCCCCUGGUGGAUGACCAGCCCUUCGCUGUGGUGUGGAACGUCCCUGCUGGCCACUGCCAGCGCCACUUCGGUGUGGGGCUGCCCCUCAGUGACUACGGCAUCGUGGAGAACCAGGAUGGCCACUUUGCUGGUCAGAACAUCACCAUCUUCUAUAAGAACAAGUUUGGACUGUACCCCUACAUAUCACGGCAGGGCAUCCCCCGCAAUGGGGGCAUUCCCCAGCGGGUCCCACUUGAUGCCCACCUUGCCAGGACAGCCAGGGACAUCCGCUUCCUCCUGCGACCUGCUUUCCGUGGCCUGGCUGUGGUGGACUGGGAGGAGUGGAGGCCCCUCUGGGCGCAAAACUGGGGGGCCAAGCGGAUAUACCAGGCAGCCUCAGAGCAUUGGGUGCAGGUCCAGCAUGGCCUUCUGCCAGCACGGCGGCGUCGCCAGCUGGCCCGCCAGGAGUUUGAGCAGGCAGCGCAGGCUCUAAUGGAGGAGACGCUUCUGCUGGGCCAGACCCUGCGCCCAGGGGGGCUCUGGGGUUUCUACCGCUUUCCUGACUGCCUUAAUGGCAACUGGGCCAAGGAGGCCAACUACACUGGGCAGUGUCGGCUGGCAGAGGUGCAGCGCAACAACCAGCUAGGCUGGCUCUGGGCUGCCUCGGCUGCCCUGUACCCCAGCAUCUACCUGCCACCGGCAAUACCACCUGCCCUGCGCCGCCGCUACGUGCACCACCGGCUGCGUGAGGCCUUGCGCGUGGCUGCCUUUGGGGCCAAUGGCCUCCUGCCUGUGGUUGCCUACGCCCGCCUCUCCUUCCGCCGCUCAUCCCGAUUCCUGGAGCCAGCUGACCUAGUGCACACCAUUGGGGAGAGCGCAGCACUGGGUGUAGCUGGACUUGUCCUCUGGGGAGACAUGUCAUACUCCCGCUCAGCUGAGAGCUGUGCCAGCCUGCGCCACUACCUUGUGUCCACCCUGGGUCCCUACGUGGCCAACGUGACAGCAGCAGCCCGGGAGUGUAGCUACAGGCAGUGCCAUGGGCAUGGGCGCUGUGUGCGCCAGCAGCCCCAUGACCUGGACAGCCUCCUGCACCUUGGCCCUGGUACCAGCCCGCUGGCCUCUUUCCGCUGCCACUGCUACCGCGGCUGGGCUGGCAAGAGCUGUGCCCAGCGGGUCCAGCCCAGCUCUGCUACUUUCUGCCUGGCACCCACCCACACUCACAAUGUCUACGGGCACAACGACCUCCCACCCCCUGACACCUGCCUGCCGCAGGGCACGUGGGGCUAGUGACCAGGGCUGGGGACCGUUGCAGUCUCCUACCCCAGCAGCACUGCUGCCUGGCACUUCCUAUGGUCUUGCUAACUUAAAUAAAUGCUCCUGGCACA